Molecule: messenger RNA, 984 nt
Organism: Dichomitus squalens LYAD-421 SS1
Lineage: Eukaryota; Fungi; Basidiomycota; Agaricomycetes; Polyporales; Polyporaceae
Product: Nop52-domain-containing protein
Exons: 5
Coding region: 1-984 (327 amino acids)
Biological process (GO): rRNA processing
Cellular component (GO): nucleus; preribosome, small subunit precursor; preribosome, large subunit precursor
Source: RefSeq, a predicted model, not a curated record
AUGGCAUCUGACUCUGCCUCUGCCAAUGGCCCGCCGCUUGGCAAGUACCUUGCAUCAACCGACAAGAAAACAAGGGAUAAAGCCAUAAAAAAUCUCGCCGCUUUUCUAUCUGAUCCCUCACGCGACGCCCUACCCAAGUCGGAGAUGGCGAAGCUAUGGAAGGGCGUAUUCUACUGUUUCUGGAUGUCCGACAAACCCCUCGUGCAGCAAGCGCUUGCCUCCGAGAUUGCAGACAUCCUCCUCGCCAUCUCGAGUUUGUCCGUAUCGUUGGCGUUCUUGCGCGGGUUCUGGGAGUCUACUGUCAAGGAAUGGAACUCAAUAGACCGGUUGCGCAUCGACAAGUACUACAUGCUCGUCCGCCGUUUCGUGAACGCGUCAUUCCGACUGCUCAUCCGGGAAGGUUGGGAGGCAGCUGCCGUCAAAGAGUACAACUCCAUCCUCACAGACCGCGGAGGACCCCUGCGUCCCGACGACACGAAAGUGCCCACCAGCCUCGCAUAUCACCUUGCCGACAUCUACCUGGAGGAGCUCGAUAAAGCCCUCGGGAAGUCACCAGUAGAAUCACCGCUUCCUGCGCCGCUCUCCACCCUCCUCGCCCCUUUCCUCGCCCUUUCCGCCCGGACACCGACAUCCAUCACUCUUCAGCGCAUACAGUCUGCUCUGCUAGAGCCCCUCCUCACCGCGUUCGCGUCCCGACAAGACUCAGACGAGCCAAGUCGGAAACGACCGCGCCUGUCGACGCCAGAGUUCCCGAACCUUGCUGCGAACGCGUGUACGACAAACCCACCAAAAGAGGGCUCGCUCGAUCCCUUCGCUCUCCGCAAAGCCGUGCUCAAGCAGGUCUUCGACGUGGCGAGCGAGCCAGACACUCGUGACGCAAACCGGCGGAAGCUAUACGCCUUCUGGAAGGAGCAUAUAGAGGAUGAGGACGACAGCUCAGGCUCAGGUGCAAGGUCGGGCAAGAGGGACCUGGAUGGCAGCUAG